CUCUCACGGUAUAAAUGCUUGGAGAUUUUGGUGAAUAGCUUCUAAAGCCCUAAUUUUAAGCAAAAAGUGUUAAAAUAACUAACGAAAGGACAAUUUAUCCCUGUAGAAGCUUUACAAAUAUGUCAGGAAGAAGAAUACUUGAGCUUUGUUAGAUUUGGCUUAAAAAGUUUGCCUUAUCUUUACCUUUAGAAUUCUCUGAAAACAUUUUUCCAGAGUUGGAAAAUACAACUCGGUCAGAUAUUUUAUCUCUUUGGAUCUCAAUAGAUUAUAUAUGUUGAAAAAGGGCAAUCCUUAACGAUUUAUUUUAGAUACAAGGAAAAAGAUGAGAGAUUCAGGACUAGAUUAUCUUGAUGAGUUAUCAGAGGAAGAUCCGCAUCACCUCUACUUCCUACAGUUUAUUUAUGGGAUAUUCCUGUAUUUCCAUGUGUGAAUUGUGCUUUUGAUUCUACUCUUGAGUUAUCAAUUCUUCCAUCCUAUAAUUUUCUCGUAUUUUGCGUUAUAUCUGUGAAUGUGAGUCUUAUCUACAUUCUCAGUAUUUGGAAAUGAUAAGUGAAAGACACAGCAUUGGCUUAUUUUUCUUAUAAUGGGUAUCUUCACACUAGGAUCAAUAGCAGGCCUUGGCUUAGCUGUAUAUUUCAGUCUAUUUAACGACCUAUCAAGCUUAAGCAUCUGGAAUAACGAUUAUGAUGAUGUGGAGGGAACAUUCCAUGUUUUUCUUAUCCUCUUUAAUUUCAUUCCUGUGAUUCACGAAGUGCUAUACUUCUCUGUCCAUAUUCACAGGAAGAGAAUUUCUGGAAUCGAGUGUAAGCUGGAAGAGAGAUACUGACAGGAACCAAAUAAGGAACCCUUGAUUAAGAAAAGUUGGAAAUAUGACGUAAACGGUAGCUUAAAUGUCUCUUAUUCUUCUAAUAUUAGGGAUGAAUGUAACAUAACCAGCACCUCACACCAUAAUUUAACAGAUGAGCAGGAUUCUUACAUCCCUCCUACACUUGAGACAUAGCAUCCAAAAGAGUGGUUGUAUU
Moneuplotes crassus is the source of this 1022-nucleotide messenger RNA. The record is from the annotation of a GenBank genome assembly. Lineage: Eukaryota; Ciliophora; Spirotrichea; Euplotida; Euplotidae.